This is a messenger RNA of Mugil cephalus (flathead mullet), 1116 nucleotides long. RefSeq names its product scavenger receptor cysteine-rich type 1 protein M130-like. Gene Ontology annotation, cellular component: membrane. The transcript has 6 exons. The record is from RefSeq and is a predicted model, not a curated record. NCBI's taxonomy places the organism in Eukaryota, Metazoa, Chordata, Actinopteri, Mugiliformes, Mugilidae. The annotation marks the transcript as partial.
CAUGCUUCCACAGCAGUUCCUGGUGAUUACAGGCUGGUGAACGGAGGCCACAACUGUUCUGGGUUAGUGGAGGUUUAUGAUGAGGGAAGAUGGAGAAAUAAAUACUCAGAACCCCGGGACCAGACGGAGGCCGCUGCAGUGUGCAGGAAGCUCAACUGUGGCUCUGUUGUGUCUUUACAAAGAUAUUUUAAUCAUGGUGGUUCAAAUGAGGUUUACGGUCUACACAUCACGUGUUCAGAAUCAUUGAGGCUGGUGAACGGGACCAGCCGGUGUUCAGGCAGACUGGAGGUGAGGUCCAAGCAGUCGUGGUCCUCAGUGUGUAAAGAUGGUUUCCAGUGGCAGGAAGCAGAGGAGGUCUGCAGGGAGCUUAGGUGUGGGCCCCCUUCAGCCUUAUUUGGGGAACUGCACAGAGAGGCUCCACUGGGGUCCAAAAAGCUCCAGUGUCCAGGAAAUGAGUCUGACCAUGAAGCUGCUGUUAUCAUCUGCUCAGACUCAGUGAGGCUGGUGAACGGGACCAACCUGUGUUCAGGUAGACUGGAGGUGAAGUCUGACUGGUCGUGGUCCUCAGUGAGUGAAGAUGGUUUUGACCAGCAGGAUGCGGAGGUGGUCUGCAGGGAGCUUGGCUGUGGACCUCCCUCAGUCCUCCAGGGGGCGCUCUUCACAGAAGGUCCAGUGUGGAGAAAAGGCUUUGAGUGUGAAGGCACAGAGUCUGCUCUGCUGGCCUGUAACAUCUCAGCUCCAGAUAGAACCCUCUCUUCAGCUGACAGAUCUGUUCAACUCACCUGCUCAGAUCCAAACUCUCUCAGGCUGGUGGGAGAGUCCAGCCUCUGUGCUGGUAAGCUGGAGAUGACAAACAAGGGAGAGUGGAGGCCUGUGGUGGACUGGAAGUUCAUAUGGAACCAGGUUUCUGCAGCUGCAGUGUGCAGACGGCUGGGCUGUGGGACUGCAGUGUCUGCAAAUAUGACUGAUGAAUUUGAGGACAGACCUGUGUGGUGGAUCAAGUCCUCCUGCAUCCAGUCAGCAUCUGCGCUGCGGGAUUGUGUCACACUGGCUGGUUUGGAUGAAUCCUACUGGAGCAUGGAGGUGGUCUGCUCAGGAGUAGUGGACCCCACCUGA